UGUGCUCUCCAUUCCUGCGCUAUAGUCAGCGCGCAUUCGCGCUUUAUACAGCCUCCCCACAGCCCCGACGCCCUUGUCGCGACCGCGUGUGGCCAUGAUAUUGGAAGACAUCUAAAGAAAGCCCCCCAAUACAUUCGCCAACAUGAGCAACCAAGGCCAGCGCGAUCGCUCGGCCUCCUCGUCGCAUUUAUCACCUCCCGUCUCGGCCGACUCUUUCCAACCCUUCUCCAAUCCUUAUGAUACUCAGCAGCAGUUCCAGGCCAAUACUCUCAACCAACAGCAGUUUCUUGACCCCCAAGCCACCCUACUGGACUUCCAAUCCCCUUCCUUUGACAACAGUGGCUUCUUCAACGCACGUACUCCAAGCCUGUACAGUCCCAACGGCAGCAGUAGCAACCUGAGCGGCAACUUGUCUCCCACCUCUCUCAGUGCGACGAACCUGUCGCUCAACGGACCCUCGCCUCACAAUCUCGCUCAGCAAGACUCUAGCUCCUUCCCUGGAUUUGACUUUAACCAGCACCAGUUAGAUCCAAACUUACUGUACGGAAAUCUUCAGCAGCAUUCGUCCAAUCCAUCACUCGUGGAUCCGAUGGCCGCGACGCAUCACAACCCGACUCCCCCUCACCUACUGCAGCCUCAAUUGCGCCGCUCAUCGCAAAGCCCCAGUCCACGCGCUUCUCCUUCGUACCAGCAAUCGUCGUUUAGUCAAGUCAACCGCCAGAGGUCCGAGUCGCUCGACCCUGCUAGCGCUGCCUACCCGCCUCCUGGCUAUCAUGGUAAUGACUGGGGCGCUGGCCAGGCCUUCCAGUCACACCGCCGCUCGCCAUCAGAUGCCUACUCGGAGAUUUCGUCGCAUUCAAACCAGGCUUCACCCUAUCUACCCACAGCCGAUAGCUUCGAUGCUUCACCCAUGUUGAACCCCCAGACCGAUCCUUCGCUCUUCCCCGAUGCUCUCGGUCUUGGACAAUUCUCUUUGUCCGACACACAUAUCCCACCCCAUAUCAGCCCUGGCCCUAGUCCGGCAGUCUCGCCUCGUUUGUUGCCCCAGUCGCAGCAAGCGCUCCCUGACUUUAACACGGCAAAUGGCUUCGCUCUCCAACCUGAUCUUGGCUUCCAGACGCAACAACAGAACUUUGACAUGUAUCCGUCUGCGUCACUCACGGGGGCUGAACCCUUUCCUCAACUGAGCAACGGUGGUACUCCCAACGAGAUAGGUAUGGCCGACACAAUGUCUCCACCCGAGAUCAAUAUCGAUUUUGCUCCUCCUUCGAGAGUACCCAGCUUUGGGCCUCCAAACGGUGCUGGUCCUGAGGACGCCCUCAGCCCACCGGAAAGAAAUCGCAGUCGCAAUCGAAUGCGCGCCAAAUCAGACACUUUUGUAGGGUCACGACCCGUUACCCCGUCAGUUGCAGGAAGAGGCAGAUCUCCUUCGUUACAGCCUGGAACAAAUUCUCUAUCGCCUUUCGAUGCGCGCCACAGUGGUUCUCGCUCGCCCUCGCCUUCUUCGGUCUCUUCGACGAGUGGCUUGUCUAGACGCUCUUCCACUUCGUCCGUACCACAACGCGACUACAUUCUUGACCUUGCCAAUCCUGAGAGGGCAGCUAGUGGCGGCAACGACCCUAAACGGACUCAGAAACACCCUGCCACUUUCCAGUGCACUCUUUGCCCGAAGAAGUUCACUCGCGCAUACAAUCUACGCUCCCAUCUUCGCACCCAUACAGACGAGAGACCAUUUGUCUGUACUGUAUGUGGCAAGGCGUUCGCUCGCCAGCAUGAUCGCAAGCGACAUGAAAGCUUGCAUUCGGGCGAAAAGAAGUUCGUUUGCCGAGGUCAGCUCAGCAAUUCGGAACAAUGGGGCUGUGGUCGUCGGUUCGCGCGUGCUGAUGCACUUGGUCGCCAUUUCCGGUCGGAAGCUGGACGCGUGUGCAUCAAACCUUUGCUGGACGAAGAAGCCGCUGAGCGACAGAAGCAAUGGGCAGAAGAGCAUGCUCAGCGACAAAUGCAGAGCGACCAGGGCUUUGUAGCUCCACCGCCCAUGAUGAACCAGCCCCAUCUCCACCCUAUCCUCCCAGCCGCUCUACUCCAGAUGUAUCCCGACCUGGCGAAUCUUGAUUGGGGCGCUGCUGCACCAGCUAUUCCCGAAGAAUCCGAAGUAUUCAGUGGAAGAAGUAGCUUUGAUGCUGGCAGCGGCAACGAAUGGGGAGAUCUUAGCGAGAAUGAGAUGGGAUCCUACGGGCAGCAGACGCCAAACAUGAACAUGGGUCUUGCGAACAACGGAUGGAUGAGUGGCAUGGAGCGAUAGUCUCGCGUUCAUGAACUGCCCGAGAUGUUUUACGAUCCCCACACCACCUACCACAUCAUGACAUGGAAUUGAUGUUGGCGUUUUUUCGGAAACAUGGCGUUUGUUGAAGGAUUUUGAGAAUUACUAGAUACCACGGCCGGCUUCUCACGCCUUUUUUUGAUUUUCUGAACGAUGCGUUCUUUUUCAAGCUAUGAUAGAGGCAUUUUCUCGCACAUCGAUCAAUAGCAAAUCAUGACUGAUUACUCCCUUCUACAUUCUUCAAGUCUAU
Aureobasidium pullulans EXF-150 is the source of this 2570-nucleotide messenger RNA. RefSeq lists its product as uncharacterized. The record is from RefSeq and is a predicted model, not a curated record. Gene Ontology annotation, biological process: regulation of transcription by RNA polymerase II. Gene Ontology annotation, cellular component: nucleus. The transcript is spliced from 2 exons. NCBI's taxonomy places the organism in Eukaryota, Fungi, Ascomycota, Dothideomycetes, Dothideales, Saccotheciaceae. Gene Ontology annotation, molecular function: RNA polymerase II cis-regulatory region sequence-specific DNA binding; DNA-binding transcription factor activity, RNA polymerase II-specific. Bases 143 to 2302 code for a protein of 719 amino acids.